Boleophthalmus pectinirostris (great blue-spotted mudskipper) is the source of this 3768-nucleotide messenger RNA. RefSeq names its product leukocyte elastase inhibitor-like. The transcript is spliced from 9 exons. The record is from RefSeq and is a predicted model, not a curated record. The coding region runs from base 60 to 1301 and encodes 413 amino acids. Gene Ontology annotation, biological process: negative regulation of endopeptidase activity. Lineage: Eukaryota; Metazoa; Chordata; Actinopteri; Gobiiformes; Gobiidae. Gene Ontology annotation, molecular function: serine-type endopeptidase inhibitor activity.
GUCACGAAGACAACAUCGCGCUCAUUGUAGCUUUUUGUGCCAAGACAAACUCCUAAAUAAUGGGACAAGCGAAGAGCUGCGAGGGAGAGGACAAAACCUCCUCUGGUCAAUGCGCAGCAGUAGACAGCCCUUCAACAACAGAAGAAGAGAAUCUGUCCAAAGCCAACAUCACUUUUACUCUGGAUCUGUUCAGAUCUUUGGGAAACCAAAACAAAAGCUCCAAUGUUUCCUUCUCUCCUCUCAGCGUCUCUGCAGCACUCUCCAUGGUGCUACUUGGGGCCAAAGGCAGGACAGCAGAUCAGAUGAGAGAGUGCUUGAAAACUAAAGAUUGUAAAGAUGUCCAUUCCAGUUUUGCUGCCCUGUUGAAAGAAUUAAACAAAACAGAUCCAUCAUAUGCUGUCAGUAUUGCCAACAGACUGUACGGAGAACAGUCCUACGAGUUUAUAGAGAUGUUUCUUGAAGGGACCAGAGAAUUCUAUAAUGCAGAGCUAGAGACUGUGGACUUCAUCAAAAAAGCAGAAGAAGCACGAAUCCAAAUGAACCGCUGGGUGGAGGAGCAGACACAGGGUAAAAUUAAUGAAUCUUCUGGGCAAAGAUACUGUGGACAGUGCAGCAAAGUUAGUGUGCUGGUGAAUGCCAUCUAUUUGAAAGCCGACUGGGAGAAGCAGUUUGAAAAAAAGAAGACACGGGAUGCGAAAUUUAGACUUAACAAGCGUCAAACUCAGACAGUGAAGAUGAUGCACCAGUCAGGGGACUUCAUGUUAAGGAAAGUUAAGGAAAUCAGCUGCCAGGUGAUAGAGAUGUUUUAUACAUGUGAGCUAAGCAUGCUCAUUUUUUUACCUAAUGACAUAAAGGACAGUACUACAGGUCUGGAGAAGCUGGAGCAGCGACUGACCUACAAGUCCUUUGUGGAGUGGACCCGCCGAGACAAAAUGACCCUGUAUGAGGUGGAUCUGAGACUUCCUCGAUUCAGGAUUGAGCAGAACUACGAGCUGAAUGAGGUCCUGAAGACCAUGGGCAUGGAGGACGCAUUUGACCACUGCAAAUGUGACUUCUCUGGAAUGUCACCUGCCAAAGACCUGAUGCUGUCCCAGGCCGUCCACAGAGCUGUUGUUGAUGUGAAUGAAGCAGGAACAGAGGCGGCUGCUGCUACAGCAGCGUAUAUGAUGUUAAAAUGCUCAUUAAUGUAUAUACCUCCUCCACGAGCCACUUUCAACGCAGAUCACCCUUUCAUUUUCUUCAUCAAACACAUUACCACUGACACAGUCCUGUUCGCUGGGAGAUUCUGCUCAGAACAAUAAUUCAGUGCAUUACAUUUACUCACAAGAGAGGACACACUCUGGACCUGCUCAUUACAAAGGGUGUAAAUAUUUCAAAUGUCAAUGUGGUUGAUGUUGCUCUGUCUGAUCAUUUCUGUGUCUUCUUUGACCUGUCUGUUAUUCCCAAACCACCGGCUGCUCCUACAGUUGUUCGAAGGAGACACAUAAAUGAUAACACAGGUGCACUGUUCAUGGAAAUGAUAAAUUUUGAAAUUGCCUCAUGUUCUAAUGUUGAUGAUGUGUUGAACUCUGUGACUUUGAGUGUUUUGAAUGUUCUGGAUGCCAUCGCCCCGAUAAAGGUUAAAAUGGUUAAAGAUAGGCAAAAAGCUCCGUGGAGGAAUGAUGACUCAGUUAGAGCACAGAAAAGGGAGUGCCGGAAGGCUGAGCGGAAAUGGCGCAAGUCAAACCUCCAGGUUCAUUAUGAGAUUUACAGAGGAACAAUGCAUAUGUACAACUACACUUUGAGUAAAACAAGAGAGAAGUAUUUUUCGGACAUUAUUGGUAAUUGCAGUAACAACUCUCGUGUCCUGUUUGCAACAGUGAACAGAUUAACAAACCCUCCAGCUCCACUGCCACUAGAACUAAUUUCCACAUCUAAAUGUAAUGAGUUUGCAGUUUUCUUUAAUGACAAAGUUCAGGGCAUCAAAAAUGCCAUCAAUUCCACAACACAAAUAACAAGCAUGCAGCCACAGAGACACUUAGAGCUGAAUCACUUUGCACCUGUAACUGACAAAACUGUUUUAGAGAUCGUUACCAGUCUGAGUUCAUCUACUUGCUGCCUGGACAUGUUACCCACUAGAUUUCUAAAGUCUGUCCUCAACAGUUUACUUUCACCACUCACUCACAUAGUUAACAUGUCACUUCAAUCUGGAACAUUCCCAAACGCAUUGAAAACUGCGGUCAUUAAGCCUCUCCUAAAGAAGAGCAGUCUUGAUGCCACAGUACUGAACAAUUUCCGACCCAUCUCAAAUCUGCCGUUUUUUGGCAAAGUCCUUGAAAAAGCUGUUUACCAACAGCUUACGAACUUUCUCCAAAUGAACAACUCCUUUGAUGUUUUCCAGUCAGGUUUUAGAGCCCACCACAGCACUGAGACUGCUCUUAUCAAGGUGACAAAUGACAUCCGCCUGAACACUGAUGCAGGCAAAGUCUCAGUCUUGAUCCUGUUAGAUCUGAGUGCUGCUUUUGACACUGUUGAUCAUGGGAUCCUCUUACAGAGACUAGAGGACUGGGUGGGCAUCUCUGGUACUGUACUAAACUGGUUCAAGUCCUAUCUAGAAGACAGGAAGUAUUUUUGUUGAAAUUGGAAACUGUGUCUCAGAUCACAUGGCCCUGACCUGUGGGGUGCCUCAGGGGUCAAUCCUGGGCCCCCUGUUGUUCAAUCUCUACAUGCUGCCAUUAGGCCAGUUAAUAAGCAGCAAUAACGUGUCCUACCACAAUUAUGCAGACGACACUCAGAUCUACGUCUCUCUGGCAGCAGGAGACUAUGGACCAGUGGACUCACUUGGUCACUGCAUCCAACAGAUCAGUGUGUGGAUGCAAAACAACUUUCUCCAGCUAAACUCUGACAAGACUGAAGUCAUAUUCUUUGGUCCACAGAAACAAAGGGACAGUGUCAGCAGUCACCUCCAGUCUCUCUCUCUAAAACCUUCAAAUCAGGCAAGAAAUCUAGGGGUAAUAAUGGACUCAGACUUGAACUUUAACAGUCACAUCAAAUCAAUAACAUCUGCAGCCUUUUACCAUCUAAAAAACAUAGCAAAAAUCAAAGAUUUACUGUCUAAAGUAGACUUGGAGAAACUUAUCCAUGCGUUUGUCUCCAGUAGAUUAGACUACUGUAAUGGUCUGCUCACUGGUCUCUCCAAACGAGCUGUGAGACAACUGCAGAACAUCCAGAAUGCUGCAGCUCGGGUCCUUACUCGAACUAGGAAGUAUGAGCACAUAAGUCCUGUGCUCAGGUCUCUGCACUGGCUUCCUGUGCCUCAGAGAAUAGACUUUAAAGCAGCUCUGCUUGUGUACAAGUCUCUCCAUGGCCGAGCACCAAAGUACAUCUGUGACAUGUUAGUGUCAUAUGAACCAUCUCGCACUCUGAGGACCUCAGGGACCGGCCUCCUGUUGGUGCCCAGAGUCAGGACUAAACAAGGGGAGUCAGCGUUUCAGGUUCAUGCAGCUAAAACCUGGAACAGUCUUCCUGAACAUGUGAGACAGACUCUUCUGUGACGCUGUUUAAAUCCAGGCUCAAAACAUUUCUGUUUAACUGUGCAUAUAACUGAAAGGUUUUCAUUCCGCACUCUUCUCUCCAAUUUAUGUCUCUCUUUUUUUAAUUUUAAUCUUCAUGAUUAUGUUUUGAUUUCUUUUUAUUAUGAUUUUAAUGUAUUUCUUAUUCUGUAAAGCACUUUGAAUUACUUUGUGUACGAAUUGUGCUAUACAAAUAAACUUGCCUUGCCUUGCCUUA